AUGGCUGCGGCGGCGGCGGCGGCAGCGGCGGCGGCAGCGGUCGCUACGGGCCGGCAGCGGCCUGAGGCGGCAGGUCCGCAAUGGGCGCCUCCCGGCCUCGGGGACGGCGACGGCGAGGACGCGCCGGUGCGGCCGCUGUACAAGCCCCGCGGCAUCUGCUCGCGCGCCUACUUCCUGGUGCUGAUGGUGUUUGUGCACCUGUACCUGGGCAACGUGCUGGCGCUGCUGUUCUUCGUGCACUACAGCAACGGCGACGAGAGCUCCGACCCCGGGCCCCAGCGUCGCGCCCAGGGGCCGCGGCCCGCACCAGCCUUGGGUCCCCUCACCCGGCUGGAGGGGAUCAAGGUGGGGCACGAGCGGAAGGUCCAGCUGGUCAGCGACAAGGACCACUUCAUCCGGACCCUCAGCCUCAAGCCACUGCUCUUCGAAAUUCCUGGCUUUCUGAGCGAUGAAGAAUGCCGGCUCAUCAUCCACCUGGCCCAGAUGAAGGGGCUGCAGCGCAGCCAGAUCCUACCCACUGAGGAGUAUGAAGAGGCCAUGAGCACCCUACAGCUCAGCCAGUUGGAGCUCUUCCAGCUGCUGGACCAGAACCGUGAUGGCCGCUUGCAGCUUCGGGAGGUCCUAGCUCAGACGCGCCUGGGAAAUGGACGCUGGAUGACACCUGAGAACAUUCAGGAGAUGUAUUCAGCCAUCAAGGCUGACCCUGAUGGUGAUGGCGUCCUGAGUCUGCAGGAGUUCUCCAGCAUGGACCUGCGUGACUUCCACAAGUACAUGAGAAGCCACAAGGCCGAGUCCAGUGAGCUGGUGAGGAACAGCCACCACACUUGGCUGUACCAGGGUGAGGGCGCCCACCACGUCAUGCGUGCUAUCCGCCAGAGGGUGCUGCGCCUCACGCGCCUGUCACCAGAGAUUGUGGAGCUCAGCGAGCCGCUGCAGGUGGUGCGCUAUGGUGAGGGAGGCCACUACCACGCUCACGUGGACAGCGGGCCCGUGUACCCAGAGACCAUCUGCUCCCACACCAAGCUGGUGGCCAACGAGACCGUCCCCUUUGAGACAUCCUGUCGCUACAUGACAGUGCUGUUCUACUUGAACAAUGUCACUGCUGGAGGAGAGACAGUUUUUCCAGUGGCAGACAACAGAACCUAUGAUGAAAUGAGUCUCAUUCAGGACAACGUGGAUCUCCGUGACACCCGGAGGCACUGUGACAAGGGCAACCUGCGGGUCAAGCCACGGCAAGGCACCGCGGUCUUUUGGUACAACUACCUCCCAGAUGGGCAAGGUUGGGUGGGCGACGUGGACGACUACUCGCUGCACGGCGGCUGCCUGGUCACGCGCGGCACCAAGUGGAUCGCCAACAACUGGAUCAAUGUGGAUCCCAGCCGGGCACGGCAAGCGCUGUUCCAGCAGGAGAUGGCGCGCCUGGCCCGGGAAGGCGGCGCCGACGCGCAGCCCGAGUGGGCCGUGGACCGGGCCUACCGCGAUGCCCGCGUGGAGCUCUGAGGGCAGGCUCGGGCUCCGGGGCGCCCAGCCGCCAUGCCGCCCACCACCGCCCCCUCCGCGAGGUGGGGUGCCAGCUUUCCACUCCAACCCCCUGUCCAGCUGCAGGCGCCCCCUCCUUGCCGCCACGCGCGCCCACCGACGCAGUCCCCACACUGGAAUUAUUUAUUUAUUGUGUACACAACCCACGCUACCCUAUUCAA
This is a messenger RNA of Ochotona curzoniae (black-lipped pika), 1700 nucleotides long. It is a transcript of the gene P4HTM, whose product is annotated as prolyl 4-hydroxylase, transmembrane. The transcript has 9 exons. NCBI's taxonomy places the organism in Eukaryota, Metazoa, Chordata, Mammalia, Lagomorpha, Ochotonidae. The record is from RefSeq and is a predicted model, not a curated record. Bases 1 to 1500 code for a protein of 499 amino acids. Gene Ontology annotation, biological process: peptidyl-proline hydroxylation to 4-hydroxy-L-proline. Gene Ontology annotation, molecular function: iron ion binding; L-ascorbic acid binding; procollagen-proline 4-dioxygenase activity. Gene Ontology annotation, cellular component: endoplasmic reticulum.